This is a messenger RNA of Arxiozyma heterogenica, 1761 nucleotides long. It is a transcript of the gene STE7, whose product is annotated as mitogen-activated protein kinase kinase STE7. Gene Ontology annotation, biological process: protein phosphorylation; MAPK cascade. Gene Ontology annotation, molecular function: ATP binding; MAP kinase kinase activity. The transcript has a single exon. Bases 1 to 1761 code for a protein of 586 amino acids. The record is from RefSeq and is a predicted model, not a curated record. NCBI's taxonomy places the organism in Eukaryota, Fungi, Ascomycota, Saccharomycetes, Saccharomycetales, Saccharomycetaceae.
AUGGACAUUUAUGUACAAACAAUAGAAUGUUCUUCUAAUAGUGCUACUGCUAUGUCUUCUUCUUUAGAUAAUAUUACUAGUAUUAACAAUGUUAAAACCAAAAAAAAAUUGUUCCAGAAUAAUUCAUUACAAAGAAAAAAUCUAAAACAUUUGAUAUUGUCCUCUAGCAAUAAUCAAAAAAAUGGUAUUAAUCAAAAUCUAUCCAAUCUGCCCUCAAUAAUUUCACAAAACGAACCCCUCGUUAAGACCAACACUAUUACUACCAUAGAUAAUAAUAAUAUUCCAAAUUUAGAAAAUAACAUGAAAUCCUUAUCAAUAAAUAAUAAUACAAAAAAUACAACCAUUAAUAAUAUACCACAACAAAUUGAAAAAUUCCAAUCAAUGUCCUUACGAAGAAAAUUUAAUCAUCGUUUAGAUAAUACUGCUAGAAAAUCAAACUCUAAUUCUUUACAGAUUUCUGCGUCCUCAAUUCCAUUUAUAUCUUCCCCGACGUCAUCAUCCUCAUACAUUUCAUCAUCUCCUGAUUCGAAUAUAUCAUCCUCACCAUUAAAAAAUAGCUUUACUUCACCGACAAAAACUGUGAUAACAUCCAACACUAAAUGGAAUUAUAAUAAUAGCAACAAUAAAAUAAUUGCCAACAAUAACACAUCAUCUAUUCCAAAACUAUCAGGUGAUAAAAAUUUCCAUCAUAUUCAAAAGAUUACAGUUACAACAUCUACAGAAGAAGUUAUUUGUAAAGAAGAAUGUAUAUAUCAACUACAAGAUAUGGUACGAUUAGGGAAAAUUGGUGAAGGUAAUUCAGGUACAGUAACUAAAGUUUUACAUGUUCCAACGUCAAAGAUACUCUGCAAAAAAACUAUUCCUAUUGAUAAAAAUAACGAGAUUGUCACUAAACAAUUAAUAAGUGAAUUAUAUAUUAUGAAGGCAAUCAGGAAACAUCCAAACAUCAUUGGGUUUUAUGGGGCUUUAAUCAACCAUAGUAUAAAUGAUGACUUGGUAAUAUUAAUGGAGUAUAUGGAUUGUGGAUCUCUUGAUAAAAUAUUAUCUGUUUACAAAAGUUUCAAAAAUAGAAAAAUGACCCAUGCUAAUAAAACAUGGUUUAACAACCCUAUGGUAAUAUCAAAAAUAUCAUACGCAGUUUUGACAGGCUUAGCAUAUUUAUAUGAUAAUUAUAAGAUUAUACAUAGAGACAUUAAGCCGUCAAAUAUUUUGGUGAAUUGCCAAGGUGAAGUGAAAAUAUGUGAUUUUGGUGUCUCAAAACAGAUAGUUAAUUCUAUUGCAAACACAUUCGUUGGGACGUCAACAUACAUGUCUCCGGAGAGAAUUCAAGGAAAUGUAUAUUCGGCAAAGGGCGAUGUCUGGUCAUUGGGAUUAGUUAUUAUUGAAUUGGUUACUGGUGAAUUCCCAUUAGGUGGACACAAUGACACACCUGAUGGAAUACUAGAUCUUUUACAAAGAAUUGUUAAUGAAAGUGCACCGUGCUUACCUAUAAAUGAUCCAAAUUAUAAUUUCCCACCAGAUAUGAUAGACUUUGUUUCUAAGUGUUGUAUUAAAGAUGCAAAACAAAGACCUUCCAUUAAAGAAAUGUUAUCUCAUAUAUUUGUUUUAAAAUACAAUGAUAAUGCUAGUGAAUAUUCAAAGGAUUUUAACCUUUGGUGUAAGAAAGUCAAAUCAAAGAUUAGAAAAGAUCGACAAAUUAGAAAAGAAGUAAUUGAAAGAGCAAAACUUGAAGCAAAAAAAACUAGUAACAUAAAUUCUUAG